ACCUAUCGCUUGAUAUAUCAAUUUGCCGAGCAACGACCUUUUCUUUUUUCCCUUCCCUCUUGACUCUUGCGAAUUGGGAUGUUUGGCGCGAUCGCGAGACGGCGGGCCUUGUAUACUGCUGCGACUCCUACGACUACCUCUCUUCUGCAACGAGGCUUGAUUGCGAAUAGAUUCAGAAUGGCUCCUCAACAGAAGCGCGGCAACAGUGGUCUGCCUGAGAACUACAAGGAGGACCACGCCCAAGGUGCCAUGCUCCGAUAUGAGGACUCCCUCCCACAUCUACCAAUCCCUACCCUCGACGAGACCGCCAAGCGCUACAUCAAGUCGGUCCACCCUCUCCUCACCGACGCCGAGUUCGAGACCACGAAAAAGGCCGUCGAGGCUUUCGUCAAGCCAGGCGCCAUUGGACACCAGCUACAAGAGAGGUUGCAAAAGCGUGCCAGCGAUCCCAACGUUCGCAACUGGCUGUCCGAGUGGUGGAACGAUGCGGCAUACCUAGGAUACCGCGAUCCGGUCGUACCAUACGUGUCGUACUUUUACAGCCACCGCGACGACAAGAAGCGAAGGGACCCGGCCAAGCGUGCGGCGGCUAUUACCUUCGCCUCGCUGGAGUUCAAGAAGCAGGUGGAUGACAAGUCGCUCGAGCCCGAGUACAUGAAGAAGCUCCCCAUGGCCAUGUCUUCGUACCACUGGAUGUUCAACGCUUGCCGCAUCCCAGCGAAACCCUCUGACUACCCCGUCAAGUACAACGCGAAAGAGCACGAGUACAUUAUUGCAAUCCGCAAGAAUGCUUUCUUCAAGGUUCCCACUCACCACAACGGACAGCAGCUCAGCGCCAAGGAGCUCGAGCACCAAUUCAAGCGUGUCUACGAGACGGCAGACAAAGCUCCCGCAGUCGGCAUCAUGACGACCGAGAACCGCGACAACUGGACUGAGAUGCGCGAACGUCUGAUCAAAUCCAAUCCAGCCAACAAAACCGUCCUCGAAGCCCUCGAAGCCUCCGCCUUCGUCGUCUGCCUCGACGACGCCUCCCCCAUCACCCUCUCCGAGCGCGCCGACCAAUACUGGCACGGCGACGGCUCCAACCGCUGGUUCGACAAGCCCAUCCAAUUCAUCGUCAACGAAAACGGCACUUCCGGCUUCACGGGCGAACACUCCAUGAUGGACGGCACGCCCACCCACCGCCUCAACGACACAAUCAUGCACUGGAUCUUCAACGACAAACUCGACUUCGACGCCCCAACCCUCCGCUCCACCAUUCCCGACCCGCAACCCCUCCGCUUCCAACUCUCCGGCGAAAACCACGCCGACGUCGCCCUCGCGCAAACCCACCACGUCGGCCUCAUCUCCCAACACGAACUCCGCGUCGAAGCCUUCCAGGGCUACGGCAAGGGCGCGAUGAAGAAGUUCAAGUGCUCUCCGGACGCGUACGUGCAGAUGAUCAUCCAACUCGCCUACCACAAAUUCUACGGCAAGAACCGUCCCACGUACGAAUCCGCCGCGACCCGUCGUUUCCAGGAGGGUCGUACUGAGACUUGCCGUACCGUUUCGGACGAGAGCGUGGCAUUUUGCAACGCCAUGGCACACCCGCUUAGCACGGACGAGGAGUGCCGAAAACUCUUCCGCAAUGCGUUGAAGGCUCACGGGGAGUACAUCACCGCUGCGAGUGACGGCAAGGGAGUGGAUCGCCAUCUAUUCGGAUUGAAGAAGUUGUUGCAGCAGGGUGAGGAGGUACCCGAGAUUUUCAAGGAUCCCGCGUACACGUAUUCGUCGUCGUGGUACAUCUCGAGUUCGCAACUCAGUUCGGAGUACUACAAUGGAUAUGGAUGGAGUCAGGUUAUUGAUGCUGGGUUUGGAAUCGCCUACAUGAUCAACGAAAACAGCAUCCAGUUCAACAUUGUCAGCAAGAAUUUGGGAUCGGAGAGGAUGGCGUUCUUUUUGAACCAGAGCGCGUUGGAUAUUCGGGAGAUUUUGGCGAGUGAGGAGCAGCCUAAAGCGAAGUUGUAG
Messenger RNA from Zymoseptoria tritici IPO323, 2007 nucleotides. RefSeq names its product carnitine O-acetyltransferase. The record is from RefSeq and is a predicted model, not a curated record. NCBI's taxonomy places the organism in Eukaryota, Fungi, Ascomycota, Dothideomycetes, Mycosphaerellales, Mycosphaerellaceae. The transcript is spliced from 4 exons. Gene Ontology annotation, biological process: carnitine metabolic process. Gene Ontology annotation, molecular function: carnitine O-acetyltransferase activity. Gene Ontology annotation, cellular component: mitochondrion; peroxisome. Bases 79 to 2007 code for a protein of 642 amino acids.